This is a messenger RNA of Staurois parvus, 475 nucleotides long. Lineage: Eukaryota; Metazoa; Chordata; Amphibia; Anura; Ranidae. The record is from the annotation of a GenBank genome assembly.
AUGGGCCCCUGUACCGCCUCCUCUUGCUGCUGCCAGGCCCGUAAUCUGCCAUGGGCCCCCGUACCGACUCCUCAUGCUGCUGCCAGGCCCGUAAUCUGUCAUGGGCCCCUGUACCGCCUCCUCAUGCUGCUGCCAGGUCCAGAGUGUGUCAUGGGUCCCUGUACGGCCUCCCAUUGCUGCUGUCUCCAUCGCCACACUCUGCCAUGUGCCACUUUCAGGUCUCCUCACACUGCUGGUGGCUUCCAUUUUGUCAUAGGGUGCUGUAUGGCCUCCCAUUGCUGCUGCCUCCACCGCCACACUGUGGAUCCACACUCUGGUUUUGGCCCCGUGACUGCCCAAAUGAGUGAAGUGUGCGGUGAUUCUAAGAUCGACGGCACUCUCUGCAUGUCAUACUGAGUUCUGACAGUAUUAUUUCUCUUCCCAGCAGACUCCAAGGGCAUUUAAAUUAAAAGUACAGUGUUCUGCAUUAAUAUAA